CUUCUUCUUCUUUUUUUUUUUUGUUUUAAUUCUUCAUGAUCCUCAUUCAUGUACUUGUACCUCUUUUACUAUGUAUUUCUAUCUAUGUGCACUUUGAUUCUUGAAUGCUUUUAGAUUAGUACAAUUGCGCAUUAUAAUACAUCUUGAUGUAACUCUAAUAUGUCUAAUUCAAACUACAAUUGAUAAUAAACACUGUAUAAACUUAUUUCUUGGUUUUCUAAGGUGCAUAUCAACUGGAGUGGUAAAUCUUCAUUAAGAGAUACCGACAGGGCAAUGACACCACCUUCUGAGAAUAUUUUGGCAUUGAACAACUUGUAUCAUGAAGAAGGUGAAAAAUGCCAAGUUUCUGAUGAUGCAGAAGUGAAGAAAAAAACCCAAAGAAACAUUGGUUGGGGCCUUCGCCAGUUCAGUAUGCUAGUUUGUAAGAAGGUCGAGGCGAAGGGAAGAACAACAUAUAAUGAGGUUGCUGAUGAAAUUAUAGCAGAAUUGGCACCAUUGCAGACAAGUGCUAAUUCAUUUGUGUUUGAAGAGAAAAAUAUUCGGCGGAGGGUAUAUGAUGCAUUUAAUGUCCUCAUGGCAAUUGAUGCCAUUGUGAAAGACAAAAAGGAGAUAAGGUGGGUAGGGUGGUCUUGUACAAAAACUGCAGAACUAAAAGGAUUGAAGACUUUGUUGAAUACGUUCUUUUUGAAGGAAGUACGCAUGAAUCUAAUGAACAGCAUUCAAAGGAAAGCAAGAUUCUUAAAAGAUCUGGAAGACCAAUUUGUAGAUCACCAAAACCUUAUGUUGCGAAACCAACGGUUGCAUAAGUCAGCAAAUGUGUCUUCUCAAGGCGUUGCUCUGCCAUUUUUGUUGGUCCGAACAAAUCCCAAGGCUACAGUUGAGAUUGAGAUUUCGGAAGAUCAGCACUUUGUGAAAUUUGACUUCAAUGGAACUCCAUUCACCGUACAUGAUGCGGCUGCCAUCCUCAAGGAAAUGAGAUUCUCGCAAGCAUUAGAAACUGAGAAUGCCACCCGAAGUUCCUUGGAUGGUUCAAAUUUGAUCACUGAUCCAAGUGGCAAAUAACUGGAGACUACUUCUGGCUCAAGAAAGUUAUGAUCUUGUGGCAGCUGACAUGGACAUAGGACAGAGACUCAUCAACUUGACAUGGUGACUAACAUAUGGUAAUCUUCUAGAUGGAACAGAUUGGAAGGUUGAGGCAGUUUGUACAUGUCAUGUAAAUUGAAGUGGACCCCCUUUUUGGUACUUUGAAAAAUCUUGAAAACACUUUUAGGUCACAGAAAGGGCUUUUGGCUUUGGCUGCCUCACCAUAGCUUGUUUUGGUGGUGUUAUUUUAUAUUUUGUCCACGUCAUGGUUAUUUAAUAUGUGAUUCUUGUGGUGUGUCUC
Molecule: messenger RNA, 1384 nt
Organism: Elaeis guineensis (African oil palm)
Lineage: Eukaryota; Viridiplantae; Streptophyta; Magnoliopsida; Arecales; Arecaceae
Source: RefSeq, a predicted model, not a curated record